Molecule: messenger RNA, 4018 nt
Organism: Bacillus rossius redtenbacheri
Lineage: Eukaryota; Metazoa; Arthropoda; Insecta; Phasmatodea; Bacillidae
Exons: 2
Coding region: 1541-2734 (397 amino acids)
Source: RefSeq, a predicted model, not a curated record
CAAAGCUUCAAAAAUAAAAUGUGAUCUUAAAAGAAAAAAUUAUAGUGGGGCCUGUUUACGGAAAGCAUUCAAGAAUAUGUUGAGGGAAGAUGAGUAAGUAGUUCAGUUUCCGUAUUUAUCUUUUAAACUGUAUUUGUCUUUUAAACUUCGGGAAUAGAAAAGUCUGCGAUUUUUUUAUAACCUCAUUACUGCACCAACUGCGUACGUCUGCAGAUGUUUCUUCAAUGUCCUGAGGUAAAAUAAGCAAUUGGCGUAGCUACACGCGUGACCAAGGUAAUUAAUAAUUGAGAUUCUACCCAGCAAUAAGAAUGUCACAGUAAUAAUCUACGAUUAUUUCGUUGAUUCAUUUCACUACAUGCUAGGCUCAACUUGCGCAUACAUAAAUCAAGUCUUUCUAGUCUGCUCAUUGGUCAAUAAAGAGGUCACAUCCUUUGGCAGGUUUUACGUUACUGAAUAACAACCUCUUCUGCUUGUUUAUAACUGGCUCAGUGGUAUCAAGGACAAGUUGAGAGCACUGUGGUACAACCAUCAACGUGAACCAUAUGUGGGCUACAUGAGCUUCAAGUCUACUUUGCUACUGAAUGAAAACAAGAAAUAAUUGUCGCUCUAAUUCUAAAUAUAUCACAUAACGCUCUCAGAUCCAUCUUAUGAAUUAUAUUGAGGUUCCAAAUUUUGUUUGUUGGGCUGGGAUAUAUCUACCUAAAUAUAUCUUUUAACUAACAUUCAUUCUCUUUCAUUCGUUGUCUUUUUUCUACGUUAAUGUACUAGGUACUCUCUAAUUAUAAAGAUAAUGUUUUUUUACGGCAUUCUGUAACGCUUCACUUGGGCGGGCCAAAAACCAAAACCCAAAUUAUUUACCGUGCUGUCGAAAUACGCAAAUACGACGCAUGAUUUUUUAAAGUAUGUUCCGUUUUUAAAUAAAUAAGAAACGAGAAUACUUUUCUUAGCAAUUGAACUUAACAUAAGAGCCUGUACUUUUUCUACAUAAUUUCCCCCAAUAUUAAGACACCUGUCGUGUCGUACAACCAGGUUUAGAAUCACAUCCUCAUACAAGUCUGCCGUCUGAUUUAACAACCAUGCAACACUUGGAUAACGACGAAAUCAUAGAACGUCUGUUCUCUUUCUCGUGGUAGUCAACUUUCUGCACCUAAGCUUCAGUAAUUACUAGGGACCGGAAAAAUUCGCGGGUUCAAUGACCUCUAGGAUGAACUCCAUAGUUAUACGUACACUCGGUCAAAUGUCACCCACUCAUUGGCUGCUGUCUUGUGAGACGUCCCCUCAUAGCAGCCUGUAAUUCGAUAGAGCUUUGGUCACGUGUUUCUCAUUGGCUCAGAGUCAUCCAGGUGAGUUGUGAGCCAAUAUCAGAGGCGGCACUGAGGUAUAACUAUUUGUAUUUUAGCCUAUCGCGAAAUGAAUUCACGAGUUUUUCCGGUCUAUAGUAAUUACAGAAGAUCACAUACUACGUUCCACAUCAAGAACAUUCGUGCGUCCGUGUAUAAAAGCUCUUUCCCAUUUCCGCACCACUCCUUCGAAUUCUCAAAUGGCGAAGGAAUAUUUUAAAUACUCACAAAAAAACGAAAACAAGGUCGAAUGUUUCCGCAAUGACGUCUGUGGCUCGCCAACCUACAUGGGUACACAUUGCGAGCGCAGCGCUGCAGCGGCAGAAUUUAAAAAAUAUAUUUUUUCCUUUCUUUUUUCUUUUAACAACAUCCCUCUUUUUUUUUUUACGCGUCGUACAGGACUUCGGAGAGAAGUGUAUUUGUUGCUUCGCGUCGUACAGGGUUUCGGAGAGAAGUGUAUUUGUUGCUUCGCGCCGUACAGGGUGUCGGAGAGAAGUGUAUUUGUUGCUUCGCGUCGUACAGGGUGUCAGAGAGAACUGUAUUUUUUUCUUCGCGUCGUACAUGGUUUCGGAGAGAAGUGUAUUUGUUGCUUCGCGUCGUACAUGGUUUCGGAGAGAAGUGUAUUUGUUGCUUCGCGCGUCGUACAGGGUGUCGGAGAGAAGUGUAUUUAUUGCUUCGCGUCGGACAGGGUUUCGGAGAGAAGUGUAUUUGUUGCUUCACGUCGGACAGGGUGUCGGAGAGAAGUGUAUUUUUUUCAUCAUGUCGUACAAGGUGUCGGGAGAGAAGUGUAUUUGUUGCUUCGAGUUGUACAGGGUUUCGGAGAGAAGUGUAUUUGUUGCUUCGCGCCGUACAGGGUGUCGGAGAGAAGUGUAUUUUUUUCUUCGCGUCGUACAGGACUUCGGAGAGAAGUGUAUUUGUUGCUUCGCGUCGUACAGGGUGUCGGAGAGAAGUGUAUUUGUUGCUUCGCGCGUCGUACAGGCUGUCGGAGAGAAGUGUAUUAUUCGUCGCGUUGGCGAGCCUGCCAGGCCGGACAGCCAACGGGAGAUACGGAUCAGCGGGCGCGCCGCCAGACCGAUGAAACGGCGCGUAUGAUUUUCCGAAAAAAAAAAAAAAAUAGUGUGUGUGUGUGUGUGUGUGCUCUGGUACCCUUCCCCAUGCAUCAAUUCACUCUUUUUUUUUUUCUCCCUGCCAUAACACUCCCUCCCUAUUUCAGCACCAUGCAUCUCACCCAUCGACCCCCGCAUACGAUGCCAUAUCCCUUUGUAGCAGCGGGCACCGAGGUUUACGAUGACUGCCCUCCCCCUUGCUGGAGGCCUCGGCUUUAUGACGGCCGCUGGGAUUUUAGUGCCGCCGCGCGGGGAGCGAAGAGCGACGUGGAAAAUAACAGAUGCUAGUCUGUGGCGGCGCAGCACCAGCGGCCGUAUGGACAAAAUACAUAAAAAAUAAUAAUAAUAAUAAACUGACCAGGGGCAGUUCAUUUCGUACUUAGGACCGAUAUUACGAGUCGUUUACACUGUCGGAAAUAACAGUAAUUUUAACUUCUUUUUUUUCAACGAAGAAUUCGCGUGAAAAAAAAUGGAUAACUCGGUCUUCGUAGACGCAGCGCCGUAUUUACACUUCCGAGUUCUGUUGUCAUAUAUAAACAGGGCAAACCCACACGUAGUCUUAAUCAGUUUCUGAAUGUUUUUCUUGUGUACCAAGAAUAUUCUUGUGAAUACAUUUUCAAAGUAAUUAAGUGAACUUGAUACCAGUAAAUAUAAAAAGGUUAUCAAUAUGUAUAUUUUUGAAGAUCCCUGGAUAAUUUCAUGGCCAAUCUUCCUUGAAAUGUUUAGUAGUAGUUUUCUAAAUUAUUUGUCUUGUGUGUUUUCAUGAUUUUUCUACGAUUUUUAAUAUCAAUAUAACUUUUUACAUAAUAUUUCUAAAAAAACUAUAAAAAUCAGUUUCUAUUGCAAAUACAAGAAUGAAGUGAGGGCAUGUAAUAAUGCGAUAUAUAGUAUAGGCCUACGUUAUGUAACGUACCCUUGUCACAAAAAUUUUACAUUUGGAAUCCCAUUGAUAAAGAAAAAACUAUAUGCUUUUCUUUUUUUCAAAAUCAUUUAAACUUUUUUAAUUUUGUAAGAAACAGAUUUUUUAAGAUUUAUGAAUGAAAUCAAGAAAUAAUCGACUAUGACCAUGUACAAACGGAUAGGCCUAAUUAAAAAUAAAUGCACUAAGUAAAUACAAGCUCCCAGUUUACGCGAACGCAAAAAAAAACUUGAAAGGUUUUUAUAACUAAUAAAACGAUAUAAAUUUGUUUGUGAGAUAUUUGAAAUAUGUUUACUUACAUUGAUAUUUACAAUUGAAUGUUGAAUUUGAAUUAAACAAUUCGCUCUCAAAGAUGUCAAUUAAUAAAAUUAAAAAAAAAAACUAGGAAUCACUGAUGACUGUCAUAUGUUUGGUACGUGUGUAACAGCAAUACAAAUUUCACACAUAUAUAUAUAUAUAUAUUAUCGCGUGGGUGAAACAACUUUGCGUUCACAAUCGCUAGAUAUUUUGCUGUUGCAUCCAUUGCCAUAUUCGCAUCGCUCCGAAGCGCUAUUGUGAUUCAGGGCAUGUAGCGGCACAGACAUGAACGCGACGACUGUCUUGCGAGUGCCCCCGCUCUUUCUGCAUAUAUAUAUAUAUAUAUAUAUAUAUAU